AGUGUGAGAGGCGAAAUCUGCCUAGCAACCGGGGAAGCCGGGCUGUGAAGCGGGCAAUUUCAGUGUGAGAAGGAGCGGCGAGACCGAGUCGCGGCUCCGAGCGCGCCGAAGCAGCUCCUUCCGCCCGGGGUCAGCGCCCCGGCUCGCGCACGCGCACCCUGGCUGCCUGAGCGCGCCCCGCGCCGCCCGCGCAGUCGGUCGGUCGGUCGUCCGUCGUCCUGUCUCCGCAGCCGCCUCAGGCGCCACCCGAGGGAGCCGUCGCCGGGGGACGCGACCGGACCGGACCUGAGCGUUCUGCCCGAGGCCGGCCCGGGGCCCAGCUGCCCAUCCGGCGGAGCCCAGCAACUUCGAAUGAGUGAAGAAGCAUGUCGAACCCGCAGUCAGAAGCGAGCCCUUGAACCUGACCUAACGGAGGAUGAUGUGGAGAGCAAGAAAAUGAAAAUGGAGAGAGGACCAUCAGAGCUAACCAUGGACGGAGACACCAGGGUGAUGCCUGAGCUGGGUGCAGGCCCAGCCCAGGGGUUGCUAAGGACAACAGAGGCCAUGGCCACGGUAUCAGGCGAAGGAAUGGUAGGAGACGGGCCUGUGGACAUGCGUACCUCACACAGUGACAUUAAGUCCGAGAAGAGGCCCCCCUCCCCUGAUGUGAUCGUGCUCUCUGACAGCGAGCAGCCAUCGAGCCCCAGGGUGAAUGGACUGACCACAGCAGCCUUGAAGGACACCAGCACCGAGGCGCUCCUGAAAAGCAGCCCGGAAGAGCGAGAGCGGAUGAUCAAGCAGCUGAAGGAGGAGUUGAGGCUAGAGGAAGCGAAGCUGGUUUUGUUGAAGAAACUACGACAGAGUCAAAUACAAAAGGAAGCCACGGUGCAGAAGCCUGCAGCUUCCUCAGGGAGUGCCGUGACCACCCCUCCCCCACUCGUGCGGGGUACCCAGAACAUUCCUGUUGGCAAGACAUCACUUCAGACCUCCUCUGCUCGAAUGCCUGGCAGCAUCAUCCCACCACCACUGGUCCGAGGUGGGCAGCAGGUGUCUGCCAAGCUGGGACCACAGGCCAGUUCCCAAGUAGUCAUGCCGCCGCUUGUCAGGGGGGCCCAGCAGAUUCACAACAUCAGACAGCAUUCCUCCACGGGGCCACCACCCCUCCUCCUAGCCCCCCGUGCCUCAGUGCCCAGCAUGCAGAUUCAGGGACAGAGGAUCAUCCAGCAGGGACUCAUCCGUGUCGCCAAUGUCCCCAAUACCAGUCUACUUGUCAACAUCCCUCAGCCCAGCGCAGCCUCACUGAAGGGGACAACGGUUGCCUCUGCUCAGGCCAGUUCCACCCCCACCAGUGUGGCCUCUGUGGUUGCAUCUGUUGAGUCUCCAGCCAGCCGACAGGCUGCUGCCAAGCUAGCACUGCGAAAGCAGCUGGAGAAGACACUGCUCGAGAUCCCGCCUCCCAAGCCCCCUGCUCCAGAGAUGAACUUCCUGCCCAGUGCUGCCAACAAUGAGUUCAUUUACCUGGUGGGCCUGGAGGAGGUGGUGCAGAACCUGCUGGAGACACAGGCGGGCAGGAUCUCUGCCAGCACAGCUGCUGCUGUGUUAUCCCGGGAGCCCUACAUGUGUGUUCAGUGCAAGACGGACUUCACAUGCCGCUGGCGGGAGAAGGGUGGAACUGUCAUGUGUGAGAACUGCAUGACGUCCAACCAGAAGAAGGCGCUCAAGGUGGAGCACACCAGUCGGCUGAAGGCCGCCUUUGUGAAGGCGCUGCAGCAAGAACAGGAGAUGGAGCAGCGGCUGCUGCAGCAGGGCCUGGGUACUGCCAGCACCAAGGCUGAGCCCACAGCCCCACAUCCCACGCUGAAGCAGGUCAUAAAGCCCCGACGUAAGUUGGCGUUCCGCUCAGGAGAGGCCCGUGACUGGAGUAACGGGGCUGUGCUACAGGCUUCCAGCCAGCUCUCCCGGGGCUCAGCCACAGCCCCUCGUGGCGUUCUGCACACAUUCAGCCAGUCACCCAAACUGCAGAAUGCAGCCUCAGCUACGGCCCUGGUGAGCAGGACUGGCAGACAUUCCGAGAGAGCCGUGGGUACCAGCAAGGGCACCACCUCCAACUGGAAGAAGACGCCCCUGAGUGCAGGUGGAACCCUUGCCUUCGUCAGCCCAAGCUUGGCAGUGCACAAGACCACCUCGGCUGUGGACCGUCAGCGGGAAUACCUCCUGGACAUGAUCCCUCCACGCUCCAUCCCCCAAUCAGCCACAUGGAAAUAGUGGGAGCCCGGCCCAGCUGAGGACAGGCUCUCCGCUCUCCCGUGGCCCCCUGGUCCAGGACGCACAGACUACCCUCCUAACAAGUUGCCUGAGACAGCUCAGGCCUUGGCUAUUUAGCCUUGCAGUGGCCGGAAGAGGGUGCCACCUUGGUGCCCAGGAUCAGAACCAGGGACCUCCCCCGUGGGCCUUCUUCUUCCUUUUUGCCUUUAGUUUGCCCGACACCAGCAGAAACUCGGACCUAGGGGCCAGCUCUGCCUGGCCAGCAUGGGUGGGAGCUCACCCUGGACACUGUGACAUGCCCGGGCCAGCUGGCACCGGGGCUCCCGAAGUUGAGCCGGGGUUUUGUUCUCUUUCGGCUUUUCCCAUCUUAGCUCCUCAGUCUCUGCCUCCUCAUGGCCAUCUAUAGGUUGGAGUUUGGGUUUUUGUUUUUUCUUUUUUAAUCACCUCAUGAUGAUGAUGGAAUUAAAAGUGAACUGUGUAGACCCAGGGUCUCUGUUGUGCACAGUGUAGUCCCUAGCCCCAGAGGACACUCUGAGUGGCAGCACCCAGGGAUGACAGGUGCCACCAUGGGUCCAGGUGUGUCUUCGAUGCUUGCUGCAGCCCCUGGCUUCCACACUGAGCAGAGUGAGUCUCGGGGGUUCCAGAGGGAUGCUGGGCCCACUGUGCUGGAACCAGAGCUGGCUGCUGGCAGGGAGGCUGCUGGGUUAUUUUUUGUGGUUUAUUUUAUUAAAAUUUCUUUCCUUUUCCUCUUCAUUUUGAUGGACACAAUCUCAAGGUGCACAAGAGGCACCCAGGUAGGCCCAGAUAGAACCCCUGUGCCUGGGGUUGGCAGGGUUUACUUCCGACUCCUCAGGCCACAGGAAUGUCUGCAAGGGCCAGGUCUACUUUAGUUUUGUUUCCUUCUCCCGUCGUCGUCGUCACUCUUUAAAAAUUGGUUCCAUGGUGAAAGGCAGAAGCAGCAGCGCUAUGUGUCCAGCUCGCCCAGGGUGGCCUGCUGCAUGUCUGCAGUGAUUGGCUGCUGUCAGAUCCCGACCAGCCCUGGCUUCUCUUGACACAGUACAGUUAGGGACUUUAAUUUAAACCCUUGUUCUGCAGACCACCGCCCUCUGCAGAUACGAACCCCACCUCCUCCUAAUAAAGGCUCAUUUAACCCCGUG
Peromyscus maniculatus bairdii (prairie deer mouse) is the source of this 3401-nucleotide messenger RNA. RefSeq names its product GATA zinc finger domain containing 2A (gene Gatad2a). Gene Ontology annotation, biological process: negative regulation of transcription by RNA polymerase II. Gene Ontology annotation, cellular component: NuRD complex. The record is from RefSeq and is a predicted model, not a curated record. NCBI's taxonomy places the organism in Eukaryota, Metazoa, Chordata, Mammalia, Rodentia, Cricetidae.